AUAUUUCUAGGUUAUUUCCAAUGAAGGGAGCCCCUGAAAGUCGGCGCACGUCGUGCCUAAAUUAACGUCUGAGAAACGGCAGCCGUCCAUUAAAGCGAAAGCCAUUCUGUCAAGUGCUUUGAAAACAGCUGACAACACCGGAUAAUGUGCUGACGAGCACUAUGGGCAGGCGGUACCCAGGAGCCCACUAUCGUCAAAGCAAUUCAUUUGAUUCCGGUGUGGAAACCUUGGUGGGGUUUAUGGCAAGUAACGGCACGUCAGACGUUGUGAAUCGCAAUGGACCCGCCACGCCCCCCAACACCCUUCACCUGCGCUCCUCUCACAACGAGUUGCUGAAUGCCGAAAUCAAGCACACGGAGGUCAAGAAUGGCACCCCUCCCAAAUGCAGGAAGAAAUACGCCCUGACCAGCAUUCAGACAGCCAUGGGCCUUUCGGACCCUGCAGCCCAGCCUUUGCUGGGCAGCAACUCCUCCAACAUCAAGCUGGUGAAAAACGGAGAAAACCAGCUUAGGAAAGCAGCCGAGCAAGGACAGCAGGAUCCCAACAGAAACCUCGAUGCACCAUCCGUGACGACGGGUCUAAACAUAACUUCUGAGAAGUUGGAGGGGAAGGAACCAAGCCAACAGGACUCUUCCAGUGGUGAAAUCCUGCCCACCCAACACCGGAGAUCGAAGAGCUUCCUAAACUACUAUGCAGAUCUUGAGACAUCAGCCAGGGAGGUGGAACAGAAUUAUGGGGAGAGCCAAGAGGCGGCGGAGGAUAAAUUGCCUUCACAGUGCCAUAGCCAAGCCUCCAUGGUUAAUGGAGAUACAUUGCUUCAGAAGCAAAACAAGGCAGAGAGCCCUGAAGAUGGGCCAGCAGCUACCAUCUCUUCCAGUCCAGAGACUAAAAAGGAUCACCCUAAAACAGGUGCCAAGACCGACUGCGCGCUCCACAGGAUUCAGAACCUGGCUCCGAGCGAUGAAGACUCUAGCUGGACCACAUUGUCUCAAGACAGCGCUUCUCUGAGUUCUCCAGAUGAAACAGAUAUUUGGAGCGAUCAUUCCUUUCAAUCCGACCCUGAUCUUCCACCGGGUUGGAAGAAGAUCAGCGAUAUAGCGGGCGUCUAUUACUGGCACAUACCCACAGGGACCACCCAAUGGGAACGCCCCGUCUCGGGGCCCACGGAUCUUCAGUGCUCAAGGAAAGGCUCUUUGAGUUCCCUCACCUCGUCGCCUACUCCAGAAACUGAGAAACAGCCCUGGAGUGAUUUUGCGGUGCUGAAUGGGGGAAAGAUUAAUAGUGACAUUUGGAAGGACCUACAUGCGGCCACCGUGAAUCCCGACCCCAGUUUAAAAGAGUUUGAAGGAGCGACCUUGCGAUAUGCUUCCCUGAAGCUCAGAAAUGUUCCGCAGUGCGACGAAGAUGAUUCCUGCAGCAUCAACAGUGAUCCGGAGGCUAAGUGCUUCGCCGUUCGUUCCUUGGGAUGGGUCGAGAUGGGGGAGGAAGAUUUGGCUCCCGGAAAAAGCAGCAUUGCGGUAAACAAUUGCAUACGGCAACUCUCAUACUGCAAAAACGACAUAAGAGAUACCGUUGGCAUUUGGGGAGAGGGAAAAGAUAUGUAUCUUAUCCUGGAGAACGAUAUGCUAAAUUUGGUUGACCCCAUGGACCGUAGUAUUCUUCAUUCUCAGCCCAUCGUUAGCAUCCGAGUUUGGGGAGUUGGUCGAGAUAAUGGCCGGGAUUUCGCCUAUGUAGCCAGAGACCGAGAGACCCGGAUUUUGAAAUGCCACGUAUUCCGAUGUGACACUCCAGCAAAAGCCAUAGCCACCAGCCUCCACGAAAUCUGUUCGAAGAUUAUGGCUGAACGGAAGAAUGCCAAAGCUGUGGCUUGCAACCCAUUGCAGGAACGGACAAACGUCGUUCUUGAGGUCCCUUUGCAAGUAGAUUUUCCAACACCAAAGACUGAGUUGGUCCAGAAAUUUCAUGUGCAGUACCUGGGCAUGCUACCUGUAACUAAGCCAGUGGGUAUGGACAUGUUGAACGGGACUAUAGAAAGUCUGAUGGAGUCCUCCAACCAAGAAGAGUGGACACCUGUCACCAUGAAUGUGGCUGAUGCUACUGUCACUGUCAUCAGCGAUGGAGAUGAAGAGGAGAUUGUGGUGGAAUGUCGUGUCCGCUUCUUGUCCUUCAUGGGCGUGGGAAAAGACGUACAUACCUUCGCCUUCAUUAUGGAUGCAGGAAACCAGCAUUUUGAGUGCCAUGUCUUCUGGUGUGAACCCAAUGCUGGCAACGUCUCCGAGGCAGUUCAGGCUGCUUGUAUGCUGCGGUAUCAGAAGUGUUUGGUCGCCCGACCUCUUUCGCAGAAAGUCCGCCCUCCUCCGCCUCCGGCAGACUCUGUGACAAGACGGGUCACCACCAACGUGAAACGCGGGGUCCUGUCCCUGAUUGACACUUUGAAACAGAAGCGUCCUGUGACUGACAUGCCAUGACGGACCUGUGGGUGAGCCACCCCAGGCGUUCCCCGAAAUGUCGUGCGAAAAAGGACAGAACAGCAGCCGCGUUUCAAAGAAAGAAGACUGGAUGAAGGCGGCCUUCCGUCAGAAAUCUUCACUUUCGGAAAAGUUAAUGGGAAAAAUAAUAUUAGACAAGCAUGUUCUCACUCUUGCCGCCACCAAGUCAUAUUGAAAAGAAGCAUGACCUCUUUUUUUUUUUAAAUGUUCAUUUGAUUUUUUUUUUUUUUUGCUCCAUGUGAGAUAGCCGAGAAAUGGAAGGCCUGCUUUCGGACUGUAAAUAGGACGGACGUGACUUCGAUUCAUACAUCCAAGAAGGAAUGGAUGCAUCAGAUGAUCGCUCGUCUUUGCAAAGAACCCAACCCAAGGAUUCUCACCGCUCCUGAGCACUAUGCCUCUUUUUUAACAGUGAAUUACACACCAAGUAUUAGUUAACUCUUGUAUUACUACACUACUAAUACCAAGCUUCUUAUUUUUUACAAAAGAGCAUUCGUGAUUAACCUUCCAUCUUGUGCGCCGUGGUCAUCGCGUCAACGCGGAGAUGCCAGUCAGGUGUCCUGCCAUGGAGAGGAAACCCCUCCACGCAGGAAGGAUUGUGCCAGCUAGGUGACAACAGUUUGUGGCAACCCCGUGCAUGCAUAGGUCACACCGCACAUCCAAGUGUUGCAGCACCUGUCCUUCGUUGUCUCUUUCUAGCACAAAUGUACAUAGAGGGAAGAAGACGGGCGUGUACCGUUGUCGCAUAAAAUCUCUCUUUGUGGUUUGCGUGGUUUUUCUUUCCAGAGAAGGGCUGCCCGCGUGGGAAACCAACACCAUAUUUGAAGUGGCCUUCAGUCCAAAAAUUGUGUUUGUUUACAUACUAAGUCCAUGUUUGAGAAGUUUGGCAGGAUAGAGACUGGGUUUUAUUUCGGAACAGAAUCCACCCCCAAUGCUUAUGGCGCCAAGGCUCAAGUGCCUCUUAUAUCCUUUCAUAGAUCCAGGUUAUUCUUUUUUACAUUUCACCAGGAGGCGUGCGCGAAACUGACCACUUGAGGCUACAACUGAUGGCUUCCCCUCAUGAUAAUAUAUAUAUAAAUAUAUAAAUAAUGUGGGUGAAAACAAAGAAUGUUCACUAGUUAAUUUUCUUACGGAUAGAUUUGCACGGAAACAACCUGGAUUUCCUCUUGACUGAAGUCCCGGACAUUCAAAUCAUGUCCUUUUAUUUUUUUUGUUCUGCGAGAUCCGUUCUACUUUGCAGCUUUCUUAGGAACUUUUAUUGGACGGUGAGGUUGACCUAAAAAGCCAUGCUUUCCAGGUAGAGGUUUGGGUUGAAAUGCCAAUAGAUGUACGGUGGUUUGGCUUCGGGAAGUCCAAGCCACACAUGUCACACCGAGCACCCUGUGGUGGUUUCCUUCUAUUUUGUUAUCACACCUUUACACAACGGUGUGGUUUCCAUUGAUCAGGAGUGUCGGCAAGGUUUGGUUAAACAAAAAAAAACCCGAAAAAACAAAAGUCAAGAUGAUGGCCACAAGGCCGGCAUUGAAGCACCACCUGAUUCUUACAGGCAUCGCAGGUGGUGCUUCGAUCUCAGUGCUGUGGCUGACAUCUGGAUGUUGGGAUCACACCUGGCUGGUGCCCUUUGUGGCUGUUGACUGUUUAAUCCCUUUUGUCAGAGGUGGGAUUCUGCCACUUCGGACUGGUUCGGGCUAACUGGUUCACUCUGAAGAUCAGCUGGGAGUGAACCAGUUCGCUCCGACAAUCACGUGGGCCCGCCCGCUCGCCCCUGCACUGCACUGAACUUUAUCGUCUCAGCUGAUCAGCGCGCGGAAGAGUGGAUUGCCGCUCCUCAGCUGUGUUACUCCCCCAAAGUAACAUAGCAGGUAAGGAUUUUUGCAUUGCUGUUCACGCACGCGCAGCGUUCAAAGCCUGCGAUCACCGAACUGGUUGUUCUACCAGCAGCAUCCCACUCCUGCCUUUUUGUGUGUCCUUUUGAUCCUUUGUAUACCGUGUCACGUGAGUCCCACUUGAUGCCCUGCCAGAGGAAAAGGCUUAGAAUUCCCCAGGGACGGACAGACCUCUUUGGGGAGGCAAUGGAGGAAGUGAAGUGAUGGUCUCAAGAGGAAGACUAGGGAGGCCGCCUGAGAUUUCUUUGAAGCAAAAUGAUCUGUUCACCGAUGCUCUUGGGUCACAGCAACUUGGAGAGGGACCAAUGGAACCAUGAUGCCAACUUGACCAAGCAUUCAAAAAGGGCGCGCUUAACAAGCUAUAACCUCACUCUGCUCCUGUCCCGUCUAAAAGAAGAUAGGAAGUCCUAGCAUCCAUCAGCCUAGAACAAGGUUUCUCAAACUUGGCAACUUCCAAUCGUUGUGGACUUCAUCUCCCAGAAUUCCCCAACCUGACUGGCCGGGGAAUUCUUGGAGAUGAAAGUCCGAGGUCUUGAAAGUUUCCAAGUUUGGAAA
Molecule: messenger RNA, 4927 nt
Organism: Notechis scutatus (mainland tiger snake)
Lineage: Eukaryota; Metazoa; Chordata; Lepidosauria; Squamata; Elapidae
Gene: APBB2
Product: amyloid beta precursor protein binding family B member 2
Biological process (GO): regulation of DNA-templated transcription
Cellular component (GO): cytoplasm; nucleus
Molecular function (GO): amyloid-beta binding; transcription factor binding
Source: RefSeq, a predicted model, not a curated record